Molecule: messenger RNA, 1677 nt
Organism: Miscanthus lutarioriparius
Lineage: Eukaryota; Viridiplantae; Streptophyta; Magnoliopsida; Poales; Poaceae
Source: the annotation of a GenBank genome assembly
AUGAAGAUGCAACUUGGCGAUAACCGUGGUGUCCUUAGUGAUUGGAAGGAUAAUCAAAUGAGCCCCUGCUACUGGGAUUAUGUUAAUUGCCAAGAUAACAACAAAGUUACAACAAUAACUUUGAGCUCGUCUGGGUUCACAGGAACCUUAUCACCCAGCAUUGCAAAGCUAACAACUUUACAGCAGCUGAUACUGGAUAACAACAACAUAACUGGAGGGAUUCCUCUGGAGUUUGGAAACCUAUCAAGUUUGACAAUUCUAAAACUUGGAAGAAAUAAUUUAAAUGGAUCGAUACCGGACUCCCUUGGACAACUUUCUAAACUCCAAAAUCUGGAUCUAAGCCACAAUUAUUUAAGCGGGAAUAUCCCAAGCUCUUUCUCAAAUCUUCCAUCAUUGAAUAACAUUAAUCUAGCACAUAAUAAUAUUAGCGGCGAAAUCCCACAACAUCUACUUCAGGCGGCUCAUUACAACUUUACAGGCAACCACUUGAAUUGUGGCCAAAAUUUAUUUCCAUGUGAAGGAGGCAGCACAAGGACAGUAGUUCUAGUUUUGCUAUGGUGGCAAAGAAUGCGUUACCAGCCUGAAAUCUUCAUUGACGUGUCAGGUCAGAAUGAUCAUAUGCUUGAGUUUGGGCAAAUAAAGAGGUUCUCAUGGCGGGAGCUUCAGAUUGCAACCAACAAUUUCAGUGAACAGAAUGUUCUUGGCAGGGGUGGUUUUGGUAAGGUGUAUAAAGGAGUACUUCCAGGUCCAAACAGUAUAAAGAUUGCAGUGAAACGGCUACUGAAUGUGGACAGUCGUGAAGGGGAAAUGGCUUUCCUCAGAGAAGUUGAAUUGAUAAGCAUUGCUGUGCACAAGAACAUAUUAAGGUUGAUAGGAUUUUGUACAACAACAACAGAGAGGCUCUUGGUCUACCCUUUCAUGGAGAAUCUUAGUGUUGCUUCUCGUUUAAGAGAUAUAAAACUAAACGAACCAGCGUUAGAUUGGUCUACAAGAAUGCGAAUUGCUCUUGGUGCUGCCCGUGGUUUGGAAUACCUUCAUGAGCACUGCAAUCCCAAGAUCAUCCACCGUGACGUCAAGGCUGCAAAUGUCCUGCUUGAUGGGAACUUUGAAGCAGUGGUAGGAGAUUUUGGGUUGGCGAAGAUGAUGGACAUAGGGAGGAAUACAGUAACAACAGGGCUUCGUGGGACUAUGGGCCACAUAGCUCCUGAGUACAUAAAGACGGGAAGGCCAUCAGUGAAGACAGAUAUCUUUGGAUAUGGUGUCAUGCUGUUAGAGAUUGUGACAGGAGAUCGUGCAAUUGCAUUCCAUCCUGACCGCAUAGAAGAAGCAGGCGAGAUCAUGCUCAUUGAUCAGGUCAAGCUAUGGAUGGAGGAAGGGCGACUACUUGACCUAGUGGAUCGCAAUCUAGGUGGCUUCUACAACCUUGAAGAGCUGGAGAAGGUUACCCAGAUAGCACUCCUCUGCACUCACAUGGACCAUGAUCAACGGCCUACAAUGUCUGAGGUGGUGCAGAUGCUGGAAGGAGAGAUUGUCCCAGCAGAGCGGUGGGAGGAAUGGCAGCUGGCUGAGCUCCAACGACGACAACAGCAUGAGAUGAGGCAACAGGGCAAACUAUUCAACUUCAGUGAAGAGUCUCUAAACAUCCCGGAAGCCAUUGAGUUGUCAACUGGCAGAUGA